This is a messenger RNA of Tricharina praecox, 2241 nucleotides long. RefSeq lists its product as uncharacterized. The record is from RefSeq and is a predicted model, not a curated record. Gene Ontology annotation, biological process: exocytosis. The coding region runs from base 164 to 2173 and encodes 669 amino acids. Gene Ontology annotation, molecular function: guanyl-nucleotide exchange factor activity. Lineage: Eukaryota; Fungi; Ascomycota; Pezizomycetes; Pezizales; Pyronemataceae. The transcript is spliced from 4 exons. Gene Ontology annotation, cellular component: cell tip; Golgi to plasma membrane transport vesicle.
CCAAUAGUCCUCUUCUCGCCACCCUUAGCAAAUCCCCUAGAAAUCAGUCAAGCUGGCGGAAUUCUUAUAUGUCGUUCACUCUGUCCCUCAUGGCCAGACCACUACAUCCUUCUCGACACCAACGAAACCGUCCCCGCCUCCUCUGAGAACCGCGCAGUCCACGAUGAAGCCGAAUCCCCGCCCGCUAUCCAUUACCUCCCCGGGCUUCUCCACACUCACCGCCGACCGACCGCCUCUGAGCAAAUCCGCGAGCGACAGCAAUCUAAAGUGCGACAGUGACGGCAGCGGGGGCGAUGGGGGAAACCACGGAACGGACUUGAAUCGCGAGGUUGCGGCGCUCAGCAAUAAGCUCAUCAGCGCGAUCAACCACCAGACGAAAUUGGACGAUUCGCUAUCGGCGACAAAACACGAACUGGACCUCUCCAAGACGCAGAUACGACAGCUCGAGAGCGAAACUCAGAGGCUGUUGACUCGACUGAGUGAGGAAAGUCAGCAGCGUGGGCAGGCCGAGAAGGACAAGCGACACAUCGAGCUGGAGUUGGAGAAUUUGACGACGGCGCUGUUCGAUGAGGCCAACAAGAUGGUCUCUGCGGCGCGGAAAGAACGGGAUGCGGUCGAUCGCAAGAACGAGCAGCUGCGCGCUCAGCUUGCCGACACCGAGUCGCUACUGACUUCACACCAAGAACAGCUCGCCGAACUCAAAGCGGUAAUGCAGCAGAUGAGCAAAGAACACGAGGAGAGCGAAGCCGCAAUGUCCCCGGGUGUCCCUUCGACACCGAGCAUGAUCGGGCGGAGCAGCAAGGAUGGGAUGGGUCGGAUAUUCGAAGCGCUUCACCUCGUGCCGAACCCGGGGAACCUCGAGGACAUGCCCCCGUGCCCACCGACCGCAUUGAUCAACCUCGUGCACCCGGUGCUGCGACACGACACAGCGUCUUACAAGGAGUUCUGCGAGGUGUUGCACACGCUCAAGCCGAGCGAUCUGAGAACGCUCCCCGUGAGUAGGCUAUCUGGCGGCUCUUUUGCGUCGAUUCAAGUUAUGGGUAUGGGCGUGGGCUUAACAAUGGCAUCUCCGGGCCAGGGUGCGUCAUCGAUAGGUAGCAGCUUGUUUGGACUCAAGAAACGUUCCGAUUCGAGCUCGACCACGCACUCUCCCUCGGGCUCUACGAGCAGUACGAACGAAUGGCAGGCGACCAUCAACGCUCUCAAGGAGACCAAGUUUUUCAAGCGUGUCAUGAUGGAGGACAUCGAGCCGGCCCUGAGACUGGACUGCGCUCCCGGACUCUCGUGGCUCGCCCGACGCAACGUCAUGUCGGCCAUCACCGACGGAACGCUUGUCAUCGAUCCCAUGCCAACCGCCGCGAAUGUUUCAAUCUUUGCUUGCUCGCUCUGCGGCGAGAACAAGGCGGACGAACAGCACGCACGCACGCACAGGAUGCGGAUUAACGAGAAUCCGAAUGCGCAGCGAUACCCCGUGUGCUCGUACUGCACCACUCGCAUGAGGAGUGUCUGCGACUUCAUGGCUUUCCUGCGCACGCUCAAGGAGGGUUUAUGGAAAUGCGAGAGCGAAGGAGACAUGAAGCACGCAUGGGAAGAGAGCGUCAAGCUACGCGAGAAAUUAUUUUGGGCUCGGAUCGGAGGAGGAGUUGUUCCUGCAUUCAUCCGUGAAUCCAGGCGGAAUUCUCUCAACGGCCAAACCGAAACUCCGCCACGAACACCCAUUCUGGCCAACAUGCUGGAUGACGCAAAGCUGAAUAUUCCCAAAAAGCGCAACAGCCAGCACAACAAUCCGUUCCUCACCCCCGAAAAACAAAUCAUUCCUGCGGCAUCGAAUCCGUCGCCACUGGCACUCGAUGGCGACAGCGAAUCGGUUCUGUUCGAUCGUGAAGACGCCGUCGACGCUAGCGAGGAAGUGCACGUGGCAAGCGAAAUUGCUAAGGAGCAGCCGGUAGAAGUGCUCGAUGUUGAGACGGCGGCGGCGACGGUUGAGGAGACUGCCGAGCUCCCAAGCUACAAUCAAGCGGCGACGGAAACCCCCCUGCCGGAAUCACCCAUCGCUACGCGUCCCAAGAGUGGGGGACCGGCACUCACCGCCAUCCGCACGGAAUUCGUGGCGACCCCAAUCACCUACAGCAAAAGUAGCCCUACGUCGCCGUCGAUUCCUGGCGGUUGGUAAAUGGGCCCGGGCCCGGACUGCCGAAAUUUGAAGAUGAUGAACACCAUGUUUUUUUUGGGUCUUUUUUU